This is a messenger RNA of Paramecium sonneborni, 413 nucleotides long. The record is from the annotation of a GenBank genome assembly. NCBI's taxonomy places the organism in Eukaryota, Ciliophora, Oligohymenophorea, Peniculida, Parameciidae.
CAUAAAUGAAAAAUUUUUACGAUAUAGUGGAAUAGUAUGAGAAAAAUAUGAAGGAAAAAUGUUCUGAAAUAGAAUAAUAGGCUAAAUAAAAAGUCAUUUAGAAAGCCAACGAAAAUACAAUUAUAAAUUAGGAUAAUUAGGUAAAUGAAUUAGAAGAAUAAUUAAUAACUUAUAAGAAUGUUGAAUCAAAUUGUAGAGGAAACUUUCUAUUAUUUUGUGUACGAUAAUGUGGGUCUCAUAAUUCAAAGAAAAUAUUAUUGAAUUUAAGUAGUUAACUUUCAUUUUAUUUAACCUUUGUUUAUAUAAAAAGGCGAGAUUCAAAUAAUUCUUAAUUCUAUCGUGGUUGUGAGCUAUUGGAAUACAUUGGAGGAGGGUGAUUAAUAGAUAAAUCAAUUAUAAUAAUUAGAUGUGAG